This is a messenger RNA of Conger conger (European conger), 2790 nucleotides long. RefSeq names its product angiopoietin 2a (gene angpt2a). The coding region runs from base 255 to 1697 and encodes 480 amino acids. The record is from RefSeq and is a predicted model, not a curated record. Gene Ontology annotation, molecular function: receptor tyrosine kinase binding. Lineage: Eukaryota; Metazoa; Chordata; Actinopteri; Anguilliformes; Congridae. The transcript is spliced from 9 exons. Gene Ontology annotation, biological process: Tie signaling pathway.
GGGAGAACGAGCACCUCCUCUCCUCUUUACCUCCAUCUGAGAUCCAGAACUGAAGAGAAUUCUUCCUUUCUUACACUCCGAGAGCAAACUAACAGCUGGCUGGUCGCAGUUCGGCUUGACUUGAACUUUCUUUUUAGCUGUGAACACCCAAAAGUCAAGUUCUUGGUGGAGACAUUUCCACUAGUACUUAGUUAUUAAAAUACUAAUACCACAAAGUACUUCUUUUUUAAAGAAUAGUGAUAAAAUAAGAGGCCAUGUUUGGUGCUUGGCUGGUGCUGUGGUGCUGUGCUGUGCUUGCUACGGGGCGUAGGAUAGGUAGGGACGUGAGUAAGAAGGAGUACCAGAUCCAGAACGGCCCCUGCUCCUACACAUUCCUCUUGCCGGAGCAGGACAGCUGUCCAGAACCAGCCGGCACCUUCCAGAGGGACGACCCGGCCGAACACAGCGAGUCCGUGCAGAGGCUGGAGCAGCUGGAGACCGGCAUGGAGAACAACACCCAGUGGCUCCUCAAGCUGGAGAGCAUCCAGGAGGAGGUGAAGAACGAGAUGGCGCUGAUCCAUCAGAGCGCCGUACGCAACCACACGGCGGCCAUGAUUGAGAUCGGGAGCAGUCUGCUGAGUCAGACCCAUAAGCUGACCAGCGUGGAGAUUCAGGUUAUAAAUCAAACAACUCGACUUGAGCUUCAGCUUCAUGAAAAUUCUGUGUUUACGAACAAACUGGAAAAACAGAUUCUUCUCCAAACAAACGAAAUAGAUAAACUCAGCCAAAAGAACAGUUUCCUGGAGAAGCGUGUUGAGGAGAUGGAGGAGAACCGGCAGGCGGAGCUGAAGUUGCUGAAGGAGGAGAGGACACAGCUGCAGGAGCUGGUGCUCAGACAGACGGGCGUCAUCAAGGAGCUGGAGCAACGGCUCACCUCUGCCUCCUCCAACAACUCCGCCCUGCAGCGCCAGCAACACCACCUGCUGGAGACGGUCAACAGCCUCAUCUCCACCAUCACCGUGCCCACACUGAAAGCGUCUGCCAUGGUACAGGACGCACCAGCGGCGUUCCCUGACUGCGCUGCGGCCUUUAAGGCAGGGAGGACGCAGAGCGGUGUCUACUCACUGACCUCUCCCAACAGCACAGAUCAUACAGAGGUUUACUGUGACAUGGAGACUCAAGGAGGCGGGUGGACAGUAUUUCAGAAACGUUUCAAUGGAGACGUCGACUUUCACCGCACCUGGGAUGAGUACAAAAAGGGUUUCGGGGACCCUACUGGUGAACACUGGCUUGGGAAUGAGUUUGUUUCUCAGCUGACGAGGCAGAGGCCGUACGUCCUGAGAAUCGAGCUGCAGGACUGGGACGGGAACAGCGGCUUCUCGCAGUACGAGACCUUCUCCCUCAGCAGCGAGGCGGACAAUUACAGGAUACAGCUUACAGGCUACAGUGGAACAGCAGGGAAAAUCAGCAGCCUUGGACAACCCGGAAGCGGCUUCAGCACAAAAGACGCAGACAAUGACAAAUGCGUUUGCAAAUGUUCGCAACUUAUAACCGGAGGCUGGUGGUUUGAAGCCUGUGGUCCGUCUAACUUGAAUGGAAUAUAUUACCAAAUAGGCCUGAACACAAACCGGUUUAACGGAAUAAAGUGGUACUACUGGAAAGGUUCCGGAUACUCGCUAAAAUCCACACAGAUGAUGAUGCGACCAGCGGACUUCUGAAGUCACCGGGGGGCACCAAAGACGACCUUCUGACUCCAAAGCUUCCAGAUUUAAAAUGGUCACCGUUUCAAGGAGCAAGAGAGGAAGAGAAGGCCUGUCUGUGAUGUUCAUGGAGCUGGUGAAACCAGAAGAUGAGCUUCACAGACUCCAUCAGCCACCCGAGAGACUGCACAAAUUACAAUCUAAAUAUUCUUAUAUUUAUUGAAAGAUGGAACGUUUUUAAUAGAAUAUAUGCUGAUAAAUGAUCCAUAGGAUAGUGCCUUUCUAGAAACCUUCAGUGUAUAUAAUCCAUUGACUUAAGACACUUAAAGGAUAGCCUCAGUUGCAUUUUUCUUUCAUUUUAUUUUUAUUUUAUUUUAAUUUUUUUACUAAAUCAAGCUUAUAAAGCUUCUCUAGAGUCAAUUCAUGUUUUAUUCUGUAAAUUAUAUGUCUGGCCUUAAAAGGUAAAGGAAAUUUUUGUACAUAUUUAGAAUGUUGUGUUGGUAUUUACGAUUGACAAUAUAUUCACAAGCACUUUGCAUUUCUUCAUGGAUUGCUCUUGAAGAAAUCCUUCAAGCAUUUUAAGGACUGAAUGCAGGCCAUUAAUAUGGUUUUUAUGUUUUUAGGCCAAAGCUUUUCACUUUGAGUCAGUUAAACUGAACUGUUUGUCUUGUCAGUGAUUCAUUACAUAAAAUUACAAUGUACAGUUUAGCCCUUUGGUCAAGGCCGUUUACUAAGGGUUUACUAAGGGCAACAUCGGUGUCCAGCAACAGGCACACUUUGUAUUUGUUUGCAUGAAAGUUUCUCAGUGUAGUUGGAGCAAUCAUAGUCCCCUGAAAUGGCAUCAGCACAAAGAUUUGCUCAUUUGUGCCAAGAAGCUCCUGAAUUUUUCCUUGAGUAGUGUAAUUAGUCACUUCCAUUGCCAUUGCUUACCACUGAUCAGUGUCUACAGUGGAGACUUUUCUUUUCAUUUUUAUGAAGAAUGCCAAUAAUUCUGGAGCCCACUGUAUGUCUGUGUUGUUGUCUCAUAUUUGGCUAUGAAGGAUCUCAAACUCCAAUACAAAUUCUGGCUAUUUAUUAAUGAAACUCUGUGAAUAAACAUUUUUCAAAGUCA